Molecule: messenger RNA, 1089 nt
Organism: Saxophila tyrrhenica
Lineage: Eukaryota; Fungi; Ascomycota; Dothideomycetes; Mycosphaerellales; Extremaceae
Gene: rrg1
Product: Protein-lysine N-methyltransferase rrg1
Exons: 2
Coding region: 1-1089 (362 amino acids)
Source: RefSeq, a predicted model, not a curated record
AUGGAUGAUGACGAGACAGUUGAUGUGCUGAAUCUCCCGCAGCUCUACCAGCGCCCAUCGGCCUCGACGUUGCGCAGUGUGUUGGACGACUUGAGUCUUGUGCCGCCAUCAUGGAGCGGCAUUUCCGCACCCGCAAGACAGAAGAUCAAAAGCGAGGGCGUGCCUUCGUAUUUGACCAAGAUCAUUUCUAGCCCCCUGACCUGGAUUGAAGAUGAUGCCGAGAAGGAAGCCAUUUGGGAAACUGCGGCGCAGCGGCUGAGCGAGAGAAGUGGUCGCAGUGGAAUGGGCAACAUCAGCAGGGUGUUCUCAAUUCCACUCAAGCCUGAAUCAAACCUUGAAGACCUCGCCGCCCCUGCUUUGAAGACGAAGUCAUCGGACGACAGCACGAUUGAGGAAGACGCUCUCGAGAUCACGCUAUACGAGCCAGCAUUGUCAGAAGACAAUCUCGGCCUCAAGACCUGGGCCGCAUCAUACCUGCUCGCCAAACGCCUCCCACUUCUGAAAGCAACCUUGCCAGCUCUCACAUCAGACAGCGCAUCGGAGGUCCUCGAAUUAGGCUCCGGCACCGGUCUGGUCGGUCUGGCAGCAGCGGCGGUCUUUCAGACGUCUGUCCUACUCACAGAUCUGCCGGCCAUCGUCCCGAAUCUCGAACGUAACGUCCAGACCAACGUAGCAUCGAUCAACGCUCACGGCGGAAGUCUGCAGACCGCAGUGCUGGACUGGACGGAGCCUGAGCAACUCAUCUGCAACGACGCUCGAACCAAUGCCAAAGCACAUUCCUACCAACUCAUCCUGGCAGCCGACCCCAUCUAUUCUUCAGACCACCCAGCACUCCUCGUCAACACGAUAUCGUACCAUCUGAGCAGGAAUACUGAAGCGCGAGUCGUGAUCGAAUUGCCGCUACGAGAAGGCUACGCAAGCGAGCGGCAGGAUCUUCGAAACCGCCUCAUCGGCCUUGGUCUAAGAGUCCUGGAGGAGGGGGAGGAGGUCGGGUAUGACGACUGGGGUGCAAAAAGCGGGAAGGGUGGAGAAGAGGAGUUGGCGGAGGUGAAGUGUUGGUGGGGUGUUUGGGGGUGGACGCAUGCGUGA